This is a messenger RNA of Lindgomyces ingoldianus, 2796 nucleotides long. Its product is annotated as TrkH-domain-containing protein. The record is from RefSeq and is a predicted model, not a curated record. NCBI's taxonomy places the organism in Eukaryota, Fungi, Ascomycota, Dothideomycetes, Pleosporales, Lindgomycetaceae. The coding region runs from base 342 to 2717 and encodes 791 amino acids. Gene Ontology annotation, cellular component: plasma membrane. The transcript has 3 exons. Gene Ontology annotation, molecular function: high-affinity potassium ion transmembrane transporter activity. Gene Ontology annotation, biological process: potassium ion import across plasma membrane; intracellular potassium ion homeostasis.
CUUGUCUCAACAUUCCACUGCUUUCAUAUUCUCUAAGGCCAUCUCCAAGGUCAAACCACGCCCCGAAAACAAAUUCAAAGUUUUGAGGCGUGUGUGUGUGUGUCGCUGACUGGCGGCAUCGCGGCCUCCCUCGCUAUCAACGGCUCGAGCUCCAUCUUUUGUUUAGCACCACCCCCCUGAUGCCACCUCAACACCACGAUCAUGGAUUUCCGCAUAUUAUUCCGCGCUGCCCCGUCUGAGUGCCACUGCUCCCGUUGCAACCUCCGCUUUUGGCCGUGAGCCACUCGUCGCUCCCUCAGCGGCUGUUUCCAUCCCUCGUCCCCUCCUGCCCCAUUGGUGUCAUGGCCCUCGCCGGAGUGCCAGGUCUCGGUCGUAUGCGUCACGCCGGUCACGCCCUCAACCUCAGUCGAAUAUUCCCGCCGCUCAAUUUCAUUACGAUUCACUAUAUAUAUUUCCUGGUGACAUGUAUGGUAGCGAGUCUGAUCUUCUGGGGCGCCUCCACACCGGCGAGGAGUGUCAGCUACACUGAUUCGCUCUUCUUGGUCGUCAGUGCCAUGACAUUAGCUGGGCUAAACACAGUCAAUCUGUCCACACUAAAUACUUUCCAGCAAUUCAUGCUGUUCCUCCUCAUCAUAAUCGGCUCCGCUAUAUUUGUAUCAGCGUUUGUAGUCCAUGUUCGAAAGAAGGCAUUUGAGAGGAGGUUCGACUACAUUGCAAAUCUGCGGCGACGCAGGGCAGAACUGGCGCGUAAGGGUCGCACAUCUUUAGGUCGGCGGCUUUCAAGAAGCUUCACAAGGUCUGAUACGCGGGGGUUCCUGCCGGGUCCGGUCAUACACGAAGCCAAGGACCACUUAUCCCAUGCCACUUCAGCACCAAAUCCUAUAGGCGUGCAUGAUGCAUUGUCUGGCGUCGCUGGCGUCGCUGAUGUCGCUGGCGUCGCUGAUGUCGCUGACGCCGCUGACGAGUCCCAGAAAGACAAAGCUACAACCUCAGGUGUACAAGAAUCCGCCAACAGUGAACAAGGCCUGGACCCAGUAUUAGCCACUGCUCCGGAUCAAGAGCAAGAACCUCGCAACCCAGAUGACUCAGCAGCUCCUUCUUCAUCGCAGUUGCACACUCGCACCAUCACAUAUCGCAGUGAGAAUGGCGAUGAGAUCCAGGUCAACGGAACACCUACAGGAGCUGAAGGAAGUGGCCCACCUGAACAUAUCACUUUUGGGCCUAACACCUACUUUCGGAGGCCCCACGCUGACCUAAGUCCAUCAAGACACAGUCACAACCGCUUCCUAUCAAUGCAAGGAGUUGGCGCCCAUUCGAGCUCGACUAUCAGAAGGAGACCCACUAAUGUGUCCGCCGCUCCAUCAGAAACUCUCCCCGAUAACGCCCUGGAGGCUGCAACGCGUCAUCUUCCCUUCCUUUCUUCCGGAUAUAUUUCCCGCAACUCGCAAUUCCACCAUCUAUCGGAAGAAGAGAGGGAACGUCUUGGCGGGUGCGAAUACAGAGCCAUCCAGUUCCUUUCCUGGAUUGUCCCUGCGUACUUCGUUCUUUGGCAACUACUUGGAUGCCUUGGUAUUGGCGCCUAUGUUAGCAACAACAAAGCUUCUGUUGCCCGAGAAAAUGGGAUGAAUCCUUGGUGGGUGGGCAGCUUCAACGCUGUCUCUGCCUUCAAUAAUUCCGGCAUGUCCCUUCUCGAUGCCAACAUGGUCGCUUUUCAAACUUCCAUCUACAUGCUCAUCUCUAUGGGUCUUCUUAUCCUAGCUGGAAAUACGUGUUACCCUAUAUUCCUUCGCCUCAUUGUCUGGACAUUCCUCAAGCUCCUCCCGGACAGCGAAAGAUGGGAUGAAGACCGGAAAACAUUCCAAUUCCUGCUUGACCACCCGCGACGCUGCUACACCAACAUGUUCCCCUCUCAACAUACUUGGUGGCUACUCUUCUCCGUCGUUUCUCUUAACGGUGUUGACUGGGCCGCCUUUGAGAUUCUCAAUUUAGGUAACAAAGCAAUAACAAGCUUACCGGCGGGUAUCGAAGUCCUCGAUGGCCUCUUCCAAGCCUUUGCUGUCCGCAGCGGUGGCUUCUACGUCGUUCCCAUCCCUAGCGUCCGGAUCUCUCUCCAAGUUCUAUACGUCAUAAUGAUGUACAUUUCCGUAUAUCCCGUCGUAAUAACCAUGCGCAACUCCAAUGUCUACGAAGAACGCAGUCUCGGCAUCUAUGCCGACGACCCAGGCUAUGCCGCCUAUGCAGCCUCACAACCCAAGCCUAGCGUCGGCUUUUUUGGCAGACUACGCCGCACAAUCACUAACCGCCCGUUUGAGCAGACAAAAUCCUACUUCAUGCGCCAACAACUCCGCGCCCAGCUCGCCCAUGACCUCUGGUGGAUCGUGCUCGCCGUCUUCCUCAUCAUGGUCAUCGAAGGCUCGAAUUUCGAAUCUAAUCCCACCGUCUUCUCCGUCUUCAAUGUCAUCUUCGAAGUCGUGUCUGGGUAUGGUUGUGUGGGAAUUAGUGUUGGCUUGCCAGAUGAGGCGUAUAGUUUUUGUGGCGCGUGGCAUACAUUGAGUAAGCUGAUUCUGUGUGCUGUUAUGAUUCGCGGGAGACAUAGGGGCUUGCCGGUUGCAAUCGAUAAGGCGGUUUUGUUGCCUGGGGAGGGAUUGGCAGAAGCGGAGGAGGAGGAUGCAGCGAUUCGGUUGGAGAGGACGGUUUCGAGGGGGAGGGUGGUUUAGAUAUGGGAAGGGGAUCAAGAAUAUGGAUUGGAGUUGAGGGGUAGAUGAGUAUACCAUUUUCUUUUAGUAUGGAAUCUAG